This is a messenger RNA of Pseudophryne corroboree (corroboree frog), 4762 nucleotides long. RefSeq names its product zinc finger protein OZF-like. The coding region runs from base 107 to 2134 and encodes 675 amino acids. The transcript has 6 exons. NCBI's taxonomy places the organism in Eukaryota, Metazoa, Chordata, Amphibia, Anura, Myobatrachidae. The record is from RefSeq and is a predicted model, not a curated record.
GUGACUGAGUGACUGGACCCUGCGACCAAUAGCUAGAGACAGGGGCGGGACUGGCUGAGUGACGGGUAGCUGCAGCCUAUGAGAGAGUGGGCUGGUGGCUGAUCCCAUGCUCUAUACGGUGACCCGGAAACAGUGCCCCGCCCCUUCCUGUACACAGAGCUCCGCCCCCGGUCUCCUCCAGGGUUGCACAGUAGUAAAGAAGACAUCUGGUGAGUGUGAGACACCCAGCAGCCAUAGCCGUGUGAUACGUGGACUGAGCAGAACUAAGAGCCCCAUCACGGUGCCUCCACCUCACUCACUGAUACAUGAGAGGCACAGUGACCAGAAGAUCCUGGAACUCACCAACAAGAUCAUUCAGCUGCUGACUGGAGAGGAGGGGGAGUAUAUAGAGGAGCACAGGUGUCUGUACAAGGACGUGAUGAUGGAGAGUCACCGGCCCCUCAUAUCACUGGAUGGACCCAGUAACAGAAAUACCCCAGAGAGAUGUCCCCGUCCUCUGUAUUCCCAGGAUUGUACAGAGGAGAAUCACAGGAUCCCACAGGAGGAUCAGGUAGAACGUCUUUCUCGUAUAAAGGCAGAAUGUACAGAGGGAGAAGAAGAGACGUAUGUGACUGGUAUAAAGGCAGAAGAUAUAGAGGGAGAAGAAGAGACGUAUGUGACUGAUAUAAAGGCAGAAGAUCUAGAGGAAGAAAAAGAAACGUAUGUUACUGAUAUAAAGGCAGAAGAUAUAGAGGGAGAUGUAGAGACGUAUGUGACUGAUAUAAAGACAGAAGAUAUAGAGGGAGAAGAAGAGACGUAUGUGACUGAUACAAAGGCAGAAGAUAUAGAGGGAGAAGAAGAGACGUAUGUGAGGGGUGAUCAGCAGUGUAAGGAGGAGGAGAUCCCUACAGAUAUCAGCACAGAUGGACACACAAGCAGGAACAUCUCAGAAGGACAUCUAAUGUUAUCCCUGGAUUCUGAAAUAACCGAUAACGACAGUAGACAGGAUUCUCCAGGAGCUAACACCAUUACCCCAAUUAUACAUCCAGCUCUAUCAGCUGAUCCCUCUGAUACUGGGAAAUGUUCUCCUGAUAACUCUGAUAUUGGUGCAUCUGUUAAAGCUCUGACAGUAGAUACAGUGUUUCCCUGUUCUAUAGAUGCCAAAUGUUUUACACAGAACACAAAGCGUAUUACCAAUCAGCCAGCUAAGGCAGGUGAGAGUCCAUUUCCAUGUUCUGAGUGUAAGAAAUGUUUUACAUAUAAAUCACAUCUUGUUACACAUCAGAGGAGUCACACAGGUGAGAAGCCAUAUUCCUGUUCUGAGUGUAGGAAAUGUUUUACAUCUAAAUCACAUCUUGUUACACAUCAGAGAAGUCACACAGGUGAGAAGCCAUAUUCCUGUUCUGAGUGUGGGAAAUGUUUUGCACAGACAUCAGUUCUUGUUCAACAUGAGAGAACUCAUACAGGUGAGAAGCCAUAUUCCUGUUCUGAGUGUAGGAAAUGUUUUGCAACAAAAUCAUUUCUUGUUACACAUCAGAGAAGUCACACAGGUGAGAAGCCAUUUUCCUGUUCUGAGUGUGGGAAAUGUUUUGCACGGAAAUCACAUCUUGUUAAUCAUCAGAGAAGUCACACAGGUGAGAAGCCGUAUUCCUGUUCUGAGUGUGGGAAAUGUUUUGCACUGAAAUCACAUCUUGUCACACAUCAGAGAAGUCACACAGGUGAGAAGCCGUAUUCCUGUUCUGAGUGUGGGAAAUGUUUUGUACGGAAAUCAGAUCUUGUCACACAUCAGAGAAGUCACACAGGUGAGAAGCCAUAUUCCUGUUUUGAGUGUAGGAAAUGUUUCACACAGAAAUCAGCUCUUGUUACACAUCAGAGAAGUCACACAGGUGAGAAGCCGUAUUCCUGUUCUGCGUGUAAGAAAUGUUUUGCACGGAAAUCACAUCUUGUUCCACAUCAGAGAAGUCACACAGGUGAGAAGCCAUAUUCCUGUUCUGAGUGUGGGAAAUGUUUUGCACAGAAAUCAAAUCUUGUAACACAUCAGAGAAGUCAUACAGGUGAGAAGCCAUUUUCAUGCUGUGAGAGAAAUAAAUCCGCUCUUGUUGAACACAUUAGACAUUACCCAAGUACGGAACCAUUUAAAUCUUCUGGAGUAUAAUUAUCACUGUCGUCCAAUGUUCCUCAAGGUUGAAUCCUAUCUCCUAGGAUUUAUAAAAUAUACAUGCUACCACUGGGUGAUAUAAUCAGACAUCAUGGCCUGGUCUACCACUGCUUUGCAGAUGACCUGCUUUUUGCUCCAUGUACUGAGAACCUAAUACCAAUCCUAAAUGGUCUAGCUGAGCGCCAGGGGUGGAUGAUGCCAGUUGGCUGUGACUCAGUCUUUGUGAAACAUAAUAGAAGCUCACCAACAAAGGACAAGACUACAGCUUUACCAACCAUCUGGAUUUAUGCUUUUGUGUUCAGAAUUACAAAAUACUGAACAUGUGCUGAAUCUUUGUGUUGUCCUGGUAUGUGGCUGACACAGACAUCAGGUAUCUGCCACAUACUAAUCCUCAUUCUUCCAUCUGUGGACCGUAGCCAGAAUCAAGCUCUUGAUUCCCUCAGAAGUUCAUAGACUACUGCAAUGCCAUCUACCUGGGUCACCCAGCAAAAGAAUUAGAGCUUGCAGCUAGUACAGAAUGCAGCAGCCAAGCUGUUACUUAACCCGUUCCUGCCGCAUAACACCCAUUCUCUACUCCCUUCACUGGCUGCCUGUAAGAUGACAAUUCUGUUUCAUAAUUGACUAACUGACCUUCCCAGCCCAACAUUACAUGUGUUAUGCGCUGCGGUCCGAGUUCUCUUCGCGGCCCGGCGCCUAGCAACUAGGGACGCCGAGCGUGCUGAGCCGCCGGGUCCCUAGCAACGCUGGGACGCCGUGCGCGCUGAGCCGCCGGCUCCCUAGCAACGCUAGGACGCCGGGCGCGCUGAGCCGCCAGGACCCUAGCAACGGGGACGCCACGGGCGGACCGCGUUCCCCGUUGCAGGGUCAAUCUGUUAAUUAAACUCACAUGUCUCCUGGUCGUGCAGCAAGGCAGCUGCACAACAUUUAUCUUAAUCAGGCUCAGAAACCCUGAUUGGAGGAUUCAAUGCUUAUAGCCUCCUCAGUGUCUCACACAGACGCCGGUUAUAGCUUCCUGCAUGCUGCUCUGGUUUGCUGAACGUCUGUUCCAGUUCUGCUGUGUCCAGUCAUUCCUGUCCUCUGAGUUCCUGAAUCUUGGGGGGUAAUUCCAAGUUGAUCGCAGCAGGAUUUUUGAUAGCAGUUGGGUAAAACCAUGUGCACCGCAGGGGGGCAGAUAUAACAGGUGCAGAAAGAGUUAGAUUUGGGGGGGGUUAUUUUAUUUCUGUGUAGGGUAAAUACUGACUGCUUUAUUUUUACACUGCAAAUUAGAUUGCAGAUUGAACACACCUCACCCAAAUCUAACUCUCUCUGCACAUGUUAUAUCUGCCUCCCCUGCAGUGCACAUGGUUUUGCCCAAUUGCUAACUAAAAUCCUGCUGCGAUGAACUUGGAAUUACCCCCCUGGUGUUUGUCAUCUCAUCCCAAGGUGUCUUCUGGUCCUCAUUAACCCGCAACAGUCGCUAGAGGAUCUCGUGUGGUUUUCGUGAGUGGCGGCUCUGCCGCGUUCUGCGGCCUAGGCCGCUUUAUUUUGUAUUCUGUUUCGGAGCAUUUGCGGAGGUUUCCGCUUCCACAGUCCUCUCCGUAACUCGGCGGUGCCGGGUAGGAGAGGGGACAAGUGGGUAUUUUGGUUGUCCUUUUCCCUGGCGGUUUUUCGCACAUACUUUAGUUUUAGGUUAGUUUGUAGCCCCUGGCUUUGUUGUUUAGUUAGAGGGCCCCUUGUUAUCACCCUGUCUCGGAUUUCUCUUUGUCUCCCAUUAAGACCUGAGGGGGCAUCGGAGUUGGGCAGACGUAAUCCGCCCUUCAAACGCGGCUGCCAUGGGCUCAAGCAACCAUAGUCUCGCAAGAGAUUUCUGACAGCACGGGCGAGACAACGGAGAUAGGGUGCCAGGGGCUAUUCCCGUUCCCACUCCCUUUCCCAGCAUUACGUUCCAGUACUCAGGUUCUUGCUAUAAGAUCUCCCCAAACCAGAGUAUUGGAAUCAUAACAGCAUGGUCCAAGGUACUAGAAGCAGCUUCUGCCUCCUUACUGCCCUGCUUGCUUGCUUCUACAGAAAAAGGACUGUUACCAGCAGUACCAAGAAUCUCCUGUCAUUCAUUUAAGGGUCAAACUUUUAGCUUUGCAGUCCUGACCAUGGAACGUACUGCCUUGCACAGUCCAAGAGACCACCACUCUAGAGACCUUCACAAACAGACUGAUGACUGUUACUCACGCUUUUCAUUAAUGUACCUCUAUUUACUUCCUAAAUAAUACAUCCCAAAUGCUUAGGUCUUUUUUCUGCUGUUUAUUUUGUAUCUUGUGCUUUGUGUAAAUGUGAAUGUCUAAUACCAGUUUCUACAAUCUGUAUUGCUGCACGACAAUAUGGCGGCCAUUGGAACGUGUUUUCACUUCUUCUAGUUUGCCUAACUUGUUGCUGACACUCAUCUUGAUAAGGAGUGUCGAGUGUUUUCAGAUACAAGAUCCUAUCUAUAUAUACCCUGUAUAUUAUAAUGUGCAUUAGAGUCACCCGGGUUCCAUCUGCAGUGGAUUGUUGUAUGUUACAUCUACAUGGUGCAGAUACUCCCCUGUAUGAUUUCAUAAUAAAAGCUUUUGUUUGCAUCUAAUUAUUACAUUAAAGCUUUUAUUUUUUUUA